CUCGGGGCUCGGGCCAUGCCCGACCGGGACAGACCGGGCCCCACUGCUCUCCCUUGUCCGCAUCCCCAGCUCCAGGGGACCCUUCAGCAGCCGCUCUCGUUCCUCCCCCCGGCCCCAGCCCGGCCCCGCUCUCACCAUGGCGGCGGCCGCCGGCGCCGCGGUCUCCCGGCAACGGUCGGGAAGAUCUCGCGAGAGGAAAGUGAAAUCUCGCGGGAGGUGCGCUGCGGGAUACGCCCCCUAGCAACGCCACGCUCCGCCCUGGCAACGGGGGCGGGGCCGGCGGGGGAUCCAGGGCGGGAUCGAGGGGACACCGGGGGAAAGCGGGGGAGUUCGGGGGGAUCAGGGGGACCGGGCGGAUCGGGGGGAUCCCGCUGUGCUCGGCACAGCCCCGUCCAUCCCCGCGCCCACCUCCGCGACCGGGCUGCCCCCGCGGCUGGGGUCCCCCGGCUCCGCUCCCGCAUCUCCGGGAUUCCCGCGGCACCCCUGGUCCCCUGUGCCCCCCGUUCUCCCCGGUCCCUCCCGCGCCCUCCCCCGUCCCCCUCGUGCCUCCCGCCCAUCCCGGUGUCCCCGCCCAUCCCGGUGUCCCCGCCCCCGCCGCGGCGGACAGGACCGUGCGGGCUGCGGGCUGGCAUCGGGCCCGCCCCGCCCAGCACCGGACACCCGGACCCGGACCCGGCCCAUGGCGGCUCCGGCAGCGGCCGCCACCGCAGGCAGCCGGUGAGCCCAGGCUGGAGUGAGUGCUGUGGCCGGUGGCACGGCCGGUGGCACGGCGGGACCAUGCAGGCAGAGGCCAGAGGGGAAUUCUGCGGCCGGGACCAGCGCCCUGGUGCUGGUGUGGCAGAGCUCAGCAAGGAGACACUGGCCGUGGAGCGCCCGGCGGGGACCCCCACCCAUGGGCCAACCCAGGAGGCCCCUCGAGUUCCCCCAGAAGAGCAGGGUGGCAUCCCUAUCCCCAGUGCUGGGCUGCUGCAGGUCACCGAGCGUCGACAGCCCCUGAGCAGCGUGUCCUCGUUGGAGGUGCACUUCGACCUGCUGGACCUGACAGAGCUGACGGACAUGUCGGACCAGGAGCUGGCCGAGGUCUUCGCCGACUCCGACGAGGAGAACGCGGCCGGAGAGACUCCUGGCGGGCUGCAGCCGCCGCCGGUGCCGCGGGCCGGGUACCUGCGCUCGCCCUCCUGGACCCGCGCGCGGGAGCAGGGCCGGGACAAGAAGCACCUGAGUGACCCUGAGCUGCCGCCGGGACCCCCGGACGCCUUCCUGCCCGCCGAGCGCCCGCGGGAGCCGUAGGGACAGGACCUCCCGGGGGACACCGGGACACACCGGUGCUGCUCCCGUCGGUACCGAUGGAGCCCGUCCCCGGGCGCAGGACUCCCGUUAGCCCGCCCGGAGGGCAGAGGCGACCCCAACCCCGCGGCGGGAGGCACUGGGGCCGCCCACAGCCGGUGACCCGCGGCUUCGGGGGGAACCGGUCCGGCCCCGCCGAGCCUCGGGGACGGCACGGCUCCGGUUGCCGGGAGCGGCGGGUGAGGCAGGACGGGACGGGUCGAACGGCCCAGCCCGGCCCGGCGGAGCGCGGCCGGUGCCGGUGCCCUCCCGGUUCUGAUGUAGCAGCGCUGUGAUCCGGUAAAACUGACCGACCGACAC
Molecule: messenger RNA, 1647 nt
Organism: Myiozetetes cayanensis
Lineage: Eukaryota; Metazoa; Chordata; Aves; Passeriformes; Tyrannidae
Gene: DBNDD1
Product: dysbindin domain containing 1
Exons: 5
Coding region: 16-1290 (424 amino acids)
Biological process (GO): negative regulation of protein kinase activity
Cellular component (GO): cytoplasm
Source: RefSeq, a predicted model, not a curated record